AUGUCGGCGCCCGACAGCCGACAUGGCCCGCCAUCAACACCGCUCCAUGAGCGAUCAAAAUCAGAGAGCGCCACCAAGUCCGGUAUCCGUCUCGUCCCAUAUACGCCGCCGAGAAUCGAUGGCGAUGAGCGCGCGCCAAGCCAGCUCUCACUGCGCGACAAUGCACCAAGCCGCAAUUCCAACCGAAGCAGCGAUCAGACCAUCCGACUUGUUGGACACUCGAGGAGCAGGAGCAGCGGGCUUGCAGAGGUGACAAAUGCGGGUGCCCCAUUGGAGCGGGGGAGGAGUGAAAGGGUUUCAGGCAUGAAACCCUUGGUCAGCCCCUCGGGGGUGGGCCAAGCGUCUGAAGAUUCGCCCAACAUCACGACAUAUCCUACAUCGACUCGAUCUUCCCGCGUAAGCGAGUCGCCAUCCCCAGCUGGGUCAUCCCAAACUACCACCAGGUCCAGGUCCUCGUCAAGGGCCCCUUCCAGACGACGCACCAUCAUCAUCACCAACCCUGACAAGACCUUCACCCUUGUCCGCAAUGACCCAGAAGCAGAGUCCUCUGUCACGCCCAGUCCGCUCCCAGCACGCGACAGCCUUAUUUCCCCUACCCUGUCAUAUGCGUCCAGAUCGAGCACGCAUGAACGGCCUUCAAUCCUCUCGUGGGCCGAGAGUCGCUCAGAGACCCCCAUGACGGGUGUAAGCACCUUCAUCCCGGAUCACACACCAUCUGAGCCGCCCUCUCCUGCACUCUCAUCUCCGGGCUCUUCAACCAUACACUUAGCUGAAGAUCCUAAUCCUGCAUCCUCUUCGUCCCCUUGGAACUACCGCAUGGUCGGUGGCCUGCGAAAGGUAGCCCAGACGCCCGAGCCCCCCGCCAUCAAGGAGCCUCCAGCAGACUCGCUACCCUCCGACAGACCUCUCUCCCCACUGAUUGAAGACCCUACCGGCAAGGAGGAAGAGGUGACACCCACCAAGCCGCCCAAGACGAUCGUGUCGAAGACGUCUUUUACGUCUGCUGUGUCCGACCAAAGCAUCGAUACUGUCUCCGUGAGCACGAACUACAAGGUCUACGGUCCCGGCUCAUCGCCUGCUCAAGAGUCCAACGACAGUCUCCUUUUCAACCGACCCGGCACCUCCAACUGGGAGGUCUUGGGUGAAGCUUCCCCGGCCCCUGCUUUCAAGAAUAGCCCAUUGGCAUCCUCAGCCUCUUCGUCAACAGGGGAGAACGAUAACUACGUCGUCCAUGGCGAGGCGUCACCGUCGCCAUCCGGAUCUGUCAUCGUCGUAGCGAAGAAGCCUCGUCCAAGCUAUUCCCAGGAAAGCUUGCGAGUCGCGCCGCUCAGGCCAGCGAAGAAGAAGUCGUACGAAAACUUUGGAUACUACAAGCAACGGUCUCGUGAGAACCUUCGCUCGCGCACUAAUUCUGUCCACUCCUUGAAGAGCGUCGGUUCUGUUAUUGGCAAGCCGGAGCCGGCGUUGUUGGUGCCUCCAGUUACCGUCAACCUUGGGCUGCUGUCCCCUCGGGCCGCGCGUGGAGGUGAAUCGAGUAGUCCGCAGCUACCCUCAUGGUUGGCGCCACCAACCACAGGAUCCUCCUCCAGGCCUGAGAGUUCCAACACACAAGGACCAUCGGUCUCGAUGAUUACCGCGACUCCCCAUCAAUGGAGUUCACAGCUCUCCACCGUCCAGUCUGAAAGCGAAGUUGAAAGCAGCCCAAUGCCUACCCGGUCUGUUUCGCCAUUAUCCGAGUCCUCCGGCGGCCAUCACCGUCGUCGCAGUAGCGCCGGAUGGGUCAGCUCCAUGCACAGCCGUCAGAUGCCCAGUGUCUCCUCGUCCAUCGCUGGCCAACUGGAAGAAGGCGCCAAUACCAGCUCAGGGAGCGAUUCUCUUCACCGACCGCAGCCGAGCUUGUCAAGAGCGAGUCCACAGAUCCGCAUGGUGCGUGAUCAGGACGAGCACGGAGAUGGAAUUGCGGACCUGGAGCACAGACCCUCCAGGGCAGCGCUCUCGAGUUACUUUACCACCACCAACAGUUCCAGCAGAGGCCUUCACUCCAGCGGUAGCUCCCGUUCUCGUGGAAACAGCUUCACUUCCGAGGUUCCCGCCUGGGCCAAGGUCUACUAUGGAUCGGGCGAAAGACGCUGGCUCGGAAGGUCUCCUUCUUUCAUGUCUAUCUCGGAAAGCGGUAGCAGGCCGGGCAGCUCAAGAUUCUACAACGACGGGGAUUCACCCACCGACGAGCAGUUCCCACCUAAUAUCUACAGCCCCAGGAAACGCGCGAGAGAAGUCCCCGGCGACCAUCCCUUUUUCGGACAAUCGGAGAUGGGUAUCUCACAAGCACCUGCCCAAGACUAUAACGUAUUCAGAACAUUGCGCCAGAAGACAUCCAGCAUCUGGUCCCCACAUCUUCGUCAAGAUCGACGCGCCAGCCGCUACAGCAUGUGGGACCCACCCAGCAUCAACUGGUCGGCCGAUACCAGUUUGAUGGGCAAGCGGAACAUUCAGGUGGUGCUCUUCAUCAUUGGCUUCAUCUUCCCAUUCGCCUGGAUGGCCGGAGCUCUCUUGCCACUGCCCCAGCGGUACUCUCUCGAAAAGGGAGAGAAGCAGCCCGAAUACCGUUACCAGCCCCAAGCUGGAGACGAGAGGAGAUUUGAAGCUGUGCGGUGGUGGAGGAACCUGAACCGGAUCAUGUCGGUUGUCGGUCUUCUCAUCAUCGGCGCCAUCAUCGCCCUGGCCGUUGUUGGUGUUCAGCAAGGAUGGGGACAAAACUCGCCAUAG
Molecule: messenger RNA, 2766 nt
Organism: Podospora pseudocomata
Lineage: Eukaryota; Fungi; Ascomycota; Sordariomycetes; Sordariales; Podosporaceae
Exons: 1
Coding region: 1-2766 (921 amino acids)
Source: RefSeq, a predicted model, not a curated record